Candidula unifasciata is the source of this 642-nucleotide messenger RNA. NCBI's taxonomy places the organism in Eukaryota, Metazoa, Mollusca, Gastropoda, Stylommatophora, Geomitridae. The record is from the annotation of a GenBank genome assembly.
AUGAACUUCAGUUACAAGAACUAUUUCACCUUGGCAUUGGUGUUGUUGACCUUGUGUGCAAGUACGUGUCAAGGUAAUCGGAGAAGAUGCAACAUCCAUUCCCAACCUCACCCACAGGGAAUAUGUGGAGAGAGGCUGGCCCGAGCUCACGAAAAUCUCUGCUUUCUGAUGCGGCAGUGGUACCCCGAUCACUUCUCUAGGAAACGAUCUGCAGAUGACACCUUUAAAGAGCAACUCCUCAACGUCCCGCUUUCAACUUUUGCAAAACUGCAGCUGAGUUUAAACUCCCGGGAUGUACUCUUCGGGAUCUUUACUUUAUUUUUUUUUUACUUAAAUAUUAACAAACACAUAUUUUCGCUCAUGCCAACAAUUAAACUCCCCAAUUACACUUUUUUUUUCUUCUUUGCAGAAACUCCUUACCACUUUUCGAACACCGUGGCUCUCUUAUCUGAUGGUGGCUACAGACAAAAUCUGGACAGACGUCAUCAACCUCUGGAAUCAGAUGGGACCAGAAUGACAAAGACCGUAUUGCAGUUGUUGACAGGAACAGCCUAUGGUCGAGUGAAGCGUGUACGACGCAGCAUGGUUUGUGACUGCUGCAUCAACCGAUGUACCACUCGACACCUUGCCACUUACUGUUAA